Molecule: messenger RNA, 6203 nt
Organism: Betta splendens (Siamese fighting fish)
Lineage: Eukaryota; Metazoa; Chordata; Actinopteri; Anabantiformes; Osphronemidae
Gene: cobl
Product: cordon-bleu WH2 repeat protein
Exons: 17
Coding region: 252-4769 (1505 amino acids)
Biological process (GO): actin filament polymerization; actin filament network formation
Cellular component (GO): neuronal cell body; actin filament; ruffle
Molecular function (GO): actin monomer binding
Source: RefSeq, a predicted model, not a curated record
CUGGGUUAGAGUCCGCACUCUGUUCUAUGUUCACGUGCAUCCUCCUUUGCUGUUGCUGCAUUUGCAUUUCCACAUUUGGACAUGAAUACCAUGUAUGAUACUAGACAGCACUGAACUACACUGCACGCUUGUGUGAAUGAGUCAAGUCUACUGAACUGGGUUUAUCAAGGCUCGAUCUAUACGUACCACUCUUGGAAAACCAGGACCAUCGAAGUGAGGUUUUAAAUUUUUUCUUAAUCUUGAGGAAGAGGAUGAAGGGCCGUGCCCCUCCUCCACCUCAGGCCCCUCAACCUGCGCCUCGCCAUAUCUUUAGGAACACAGCGCCCGACAGGGAAGGGAAAUCAGGGGUGGACUCCAAGGAGAACAUGCUGAGGCCCACGGUGGAUCUACAGCUCACUCUGCCACAGGGAAACCAGAUUUCUGUUACUGAGGAUGGAAGUAAGGCGCUGAUGGACCUGCUGGUUGAGUUGUGUAGCCGCUACCACUUGAAUCCAGCAUUGCACACCCUGGAGCUGCUGUCGGCCGAGGGCCACCCUUUGGGGUUCAAGCCCAACGUUCUUCUGGGCUCCCUCAACGUGGCCUGUGUUCUUAUUAAAGAGAAGGUUUUUGAGGAUAAAGUGGUUCGCAGACCUGCCCCUAAAGUGCCAGAGAAAACGGUGCGUUUGAUGGUGAACUACCACAACAGCCAGAAGGCAGUGGUUCGGGUCAACCCGUUUCUACCACUUCAGGCUCUGAUACCAAACAUCUGUGAGAAGUGUGACUUUGACUCUGGGCAUGUCCUGCUGCUGAAGGACAGCAUCAGUCGGCACGAGUUACCGCUGGAUAAAUCUUUGACACACCUGGGGCUCAAGGAACUCUAUGUACACGAUCAGAGACUAGUUCUGCAGCCUAAAAUGGCUUCUGCCCCUGCUCUAAACUACUCAGACACUGUACGCUCUAGCACUGCAACUUUAGGGAGACCUGAGAAAAAAGGGCUUCUCAGCUUCUUCCAGUUCAGCAGAAGGAAAUCCAAGACAGAGUCAACAUCUAUGGACAUGGAUGAUUGUGAUGAAAAAUUAAUACAAAAUACAGACACCCAAUCUAUGUGUCUGUCUACAGUGUCUGGGGUCCCCACCUUAGAAGAUCGACCCAGCACCUUAGGCCAGUCUCAGUCAGUCAUGACCCUACCCAGGAUGUCUCCCAAGGCGGAGAACAAGAAGAGGAGGGCCCCAGCACCACCUGGAGCCGUGGUACAAACUAGCUGUGAGGGAUAUCAGAUUGGCCUGAACUCAGAAAGCCAGCAGCGAAAACGAAGGGCUCCAGUCCCUCCUCCUACACCAGCUUCCAUCACCACUGGCUCUGAUGAUGCUUCACUGUCUGCUCCCACUCCUGAUAGCCCUGGUACUCAAACACCCAUCCAAGCCUUCCACACCAGUGUAGCAGAGUCGCUUCCAGUCUCUUCCAUCAUUGUGGUAACACAAACAAUCAAUCCAGUUUCCUUGAAAACUGAAGUACAACCUCCAGCUGUUUGUCAUGCCACCACAAGUGCCAGCUCCCCAACCCCAAGCAGCAGCACCACAGACAGCCUAGCGCUCCACGAUUCCAGCUCUGAACUCAGCCACAGUCUCGAUGACUCCGAUGUUGACCUGGACCAGGCCGGUUCCCACUCUAAUACAAUCACCAGCAGCACCGGGAGUGAGUCCCAGCCUAGUGUGAAAGUCUCCAGGAUGGAAGGAAUGGAAAAGUCUAGCAGCAAGGCUGCCAAGUUUAACCCAGAGACGACCUCAGCCAGCAGCUACAGGUCAGAUACAGAGUCAGCCCUCAACAUGAAACUGGAUGAAGUUGAGAACAACAGACACAGCGCAAUGGCCUGGAUCCACUCCAUGCAAACCUCUGAAUCCACUGGCCAGAAAGAAGCACCAGAAACACCAGAGGAGGAGACCGUGUCACUGGGCAACAGCAGCAGUGGAAGCAGCCUGCCUGACCAGGCUUACGCUGCCUCUGAGGGCAUACUGGAUGGUGAGGACUCAGGUGUGGUCAGCUCCCCAUCUGACACCCAGCCCACGUCACCAGAAGGGAGUUUGUCUUUAGACGGAGGCAGAGGAGGCAGAGGAGGCAGUGGAGAGAGGCAGCUGGGACCAGUGCGGGACAACUCCAGUGACAGCGAUGAGGGUUGUGCCACCUGGGGAUCGGGACAAAGGAGCGGUGAUGUUAGCUCACAGCCUAAGGCAAGCACAUUUAAAGCCAAUUGUGAGGAUGCCCGUGUCACAGCCCAGCUUCAUGAGACUGUUUCUGAAGCAGGCGUUGCAGAUCACGUUCAUAUCAUCUCUGUGAGGAGGACUCCCUAUACGAUGUCAACAGAUAGUAAUGAGGUGCCAGUGUCUGUAGUGGACAUAGACGUGCCAGUCACAGCCAUCGACGAUGUACUGGAGGAGUAUGAACACAACGUUGCUGAAACAGAGACAUCAGUUGCCAGGACUGAGUCAUCCAAUAGCAAAGGUCCAGACUUUUUCCACCAGCACAGUAUGGAGCUAAAGAACAAAAAUAACAAUGCAUAUACAGUUUCUGAGAGUAAUAAAACAUGUAGUGCAGACAUUAAACAGCUGUCUCAACCUGAGCAGCACAAGACGUCAAUGAAGAGUGAUGAGCUACAUGAUAAAAAGAAGGAAAAGGUAACGCAGGCACAAGUGAAGGAGAUAAGUGUGUCUGAUACCAGAGGGAAAAGGGAUAAACAAAAAGCAGCACCAGCAGUCAAAUCGAACGGUGCCAUGCCCAAUCAGAGCGAGAGCACCCCGCUCAGACCUGAGCCUGUGAAAAGUAACACCCAGCCUUUUCAAGAGAGGAAACCUGAUCCUCCAGCAGCCGCUCAAAGAGCAGCAUCCACCGAAAGAGAAGAGACACACAGGGGUGUGCUGAACAACUCCAACUCCAGCUCUACUGCUCAUGGCAAAAUCACAUGUGUCUCAUCACGCUUUGGUAUGAAAACAUUUACUGUGGUCCCUCCAAAGCCCUCUGUUGCACAUUCUGGUGCAGGAGAACAAACUGGUUCUUUGACCGCAGGUGCCAUCAAAAUUGACGAUCAAGGAAACAUGGUGAAAGCGGGUUUCUUUCGGAGCAGAGCUGAUAAUUCAUUGAAGUCUGAGUUUAACGGCAAGGAGGAAACCCUUCUUCUGGGCAAAGCCAAAGCUUUUUGGAACUCACAAGAAAAUGCUGUACCUCAUAGCAAAGGUCCAGUUGACAGGGCUAAGGAGAACACGGAGAACCUGAAAAGUCCUCCUACAGCAGAAUAUACGUUCAAGAUGAGUAACACUGACAAGAGAAAAACAGAAACGGUCCGGCCUGAAAAAAUAUUUAAGCAAGAAGCUGAAGAACCAGUGAAGGACAUCCAAGUUGCAAAAGAAAAGGAGGCGGAGGUGGAGAGCAAAGUUUCAGUGUCCAAAAACAUCCAGCUGCCAAGUAAUAAACCCGCUCUUCCUCCUCCGCUCCUUCAAGACUUUAAAAGGGAUCUGUCCUUCCUCAAGCCGUCCAGGCGCACCUCAAGCCAGUAUGUGGCAUCCGCCAUCACGAGAUAUGCCCCAAAGACAUUGGUUAAACCCGACUCUGUUGCUAGUAUCCCUGAGUCGCCUGUCUCUGUGAAAGCGCAUGCUGUCACAUCCAUGCAAGUGAAUCAACAUCAAUCUUCCCAGUCGCCUUUGUCAAAUAGUAAGAAGACCGAUUUGGUUUCUAAACCCAACCCACCUGGUCCCAAGAGGUCAAUGAGCUACCCAGAGUUUAUGUCGGAGAGUCAGCGAGAUUCUGGAGAAGGGCGACUGGACAGGGAAGAAUUUGGUGUUGGAUCCACCAAAAGCAGCUCUGAUGUCCUGGAACCUCCCAAGAAUAAUCACAUGCAGUCUGGCAGUCCCAUCAAAAUAAAGGUGACCACCAAUAAUGAUAAUAUUAAGCACAUUCGAUCCAUAGGCCCCACCCCUGCACAAAGCAGUCUUCUACAUUCCUCGGCCAAACUACACACAACCACAAAGACCGUUCCCCGAAGCCAGACAAGUGACAUGGACAUGACCCAGACAGACACCACUCCAGCAUCAGAUGUGAAACCGCUCCCAUCUGUUACAGAGCCUGACAGUGCAGCUAUCCCUCCACCUGUAACGGUGUUUGGACCAAUUAAGAAAUUCCGACCAGUAAUCUGUGGGCCAAUCGCUAAAGAGACGUCUCUGCACAGCAGCCUGAUGGAGGCGAUCCAGACAGGCCACGGCAGAGAUGGGCUUAAGAAGAUAUCCAACUCUGGCCCCAGCCACACGAAGAAAGCAUCGUAUGUUGAGGAGCAGAAUGAAAGGUCUGCUCUUAUGUCUGCCAUUAGAGCCCAGAGCAACACUGGCAGGCUGAGAAAGACCAAGUCUGAGGCUGCUGAUGAGCUCGAGAAAUUCAGAAAGGCAGCUCACGAGGAGGAGAGAAUCGCAGACACCCCCGCGUCCUCCACACCUCCUCCCCCCACUUCUCCCACUGUCUUUAUCCCCCUUGCAUCCCUGCCACCAACACCCUUUGGAGCACCUCCACCUCCACCUCCACCUCCUCCCCCUGGCUUGCCCAAGGGUAAGCCUAGCACCGUGACACAUCAUCCAAGCGCAAACGCUCCCAUGAACCCCGCUUCGGCUCGGGAGGCUAUGCUGGAGGCCAUUCGCUCUGGAUCUGCUGCUGAAAGACUAAAAAAGGUCACCUUGCCCACAAAGACGAUGCAAGUGAAUGGCAGACUGAGAAGCAUCCAGUCAAACUCUGCAGCUCAUCCACAGCAGUAAUUCGAGGAGCCAUCAUCAAACAACAAAUAAUUCAAUUUAUUGCCAUUGUUCCUGUGCAGCAAAAAUUGGGAAACGCUGGUUGAGUCACUUUUUUGAAUGAAUGUUGUUGUUUUUAUAUCUUAUGGGCUGUCACUACCCGUUUUACAGUAACAACAGUAAUGCUUGGAGAAUGUCUUAUUUUACUUAAAGCACAUUGAAACACUUUUUUGUUUAUGACGAAUGAACAUUUCUUGCUAUUGGAAUGUUUCUCCAUUAGUAGCCAAACACUAGUAACCUCUGUCAUAGGUGGAAGCUUUGCAGUCAGCGGGUUUAAGUUUAACACACACUAUAGGUGUUACACAUUUUGCUUUCUGUACAUUCAUUCAGUAGAUUUAUGGCGUGCCAAUGAAAACUACUUCGAUUGAUUUGUACUACUUUAAUUUUUGUUUAUCAUUUUUUUUUAUGUUUUUACAAUUUUAAGUUUGCCUUAUACUUUAUUAUGUACAGUCAGUGUUAUGUAUGUGUUGCUUGCUGUAAAGUCCUGUAUGUGGUGUAAAAGGUCAGUCUGUUGAUUCCAGAUUUGACAAAUCUUACACACUUAUGACGCAUAAAUCAUUUUGCCCAUGGUCCAUGCCAACCUCUGCAGUUAUAGGCUUUGAGGAGAAGUCUGAUUGUGAUUACUCACUUGUGCCUCAACAUGCUUCUGUUAUUGAAACUCUGCAGAAAUUGAAAUGCAUGGUUAGGCUCUACAUGAAUAUGUAUGACUGACCAUGGCUCUUUAUGUUUAAUGUAUUAGAUAUUACAUUUGCUUUACAUUUCAAAACUCUAAUAUUAAAUCUAAUUUUAAAUUAUAUACAUGGUGAAUGCCACCAUAAGCAACUUUAUUUAUCAGUAAGUCGUUACCAAUAGGCAAAAUGAUGUUGUAGGAAAGCAGUAGUUGCCCACGGCCUUAGUUAAUGUUAUUACAUUACAUUGAUCUCCUUCGUAGGUCAUGCCUAUAAUGUGGAGUAGCUGUGUCUCAUAGUGUGACCCAUUGGUAGCACUAUGCUUAAGAUUAAAAUGAAGAAAGCAUCCAUGUCUAGUGGAAAUGGUGGCUGCUGAACAGAGAUUUAUUUAAAUUUAUGGACACCUUAAAAGUAAUAUUUUAGCCUUGUUUGCUAAGUUAAACUGUCAAAGCUGUUCUGUUUUUUUCCACUGGAAGGGAUUGCUUUGUUUCUGCUAAAUUGACUGGUUAUCUUUUAUUAUAGCCUGCUGCACUUUGUUAAAUUUUAUAUUUUGUAAACUGAAGAAACAUCAUUGCAGUGAUGGUUUUGAUUUAACUAUUUGAUAGAGAGCUAAUCCACCAUUAGCAUCUGUGUUUUAUAAGCUAUAGCUGCACAUUUUUGGGAACUUUGCACAGUUACUUUUGUCUACAUUAUUUUUGAUUCAAUAAAUAAUUUUGUAAUCAAGUGUGAA